Molecule: messenger RNA, 2714 nt
Organism: Exophiala mesophila
Lineage: Eukaryota; Fungi; Ascomycota; Eurotiomycetes; Chaetothyriales; Herpotrichiellaceae
Exons: 2
Coding region: 79-2502 (807 amino acids)
Biological process (GO): regulation of transcription by RNA polymerase II
Cellular component (GO): transcription regulator complex
Molecular function (GO): RNA polymerase II cis-regulatory region sequence-specific DNA binding; DNA-binding transcription factor activity, RNA polymerase II-specific
Source: RefSeq, a predicted model, not a curated record
AGCUGGUCGAUCGACUUUACGUAUGCAACACUUCCAUACUGACACCCUUCGGAUAUAGCCCUCGUGCACAUCGCUCCAAUGGGUAAAAAGAAGUGCUCACAACACGGUCGGCUUUUUGGCCGUAAUAUGCUUAUUGCAGAAUGGAUCUAUCGUGAAACUGGAGAGCAAAGAACAAGGAAACAAGUUUCAAGUCACGCUCAAGUGCUGAACAAAUUUCUUCAAGGCACCCCUGAAUGGGACCGUGUCUCGAGGUUCGAUGAACAUGAGCCGACGACGAAAGAGGGACACAAGUUCCAUCACAAUUCCAUUGAACAUAUGGUCAACGAACAGCAACGCCAAAGCAACGACGCCUUGAAGAGGAGUGAAUCUCUUGAGAGUGACCUAAACUGGGAAUUCGAUACGCAUGCUCAACCCUCAGAUCAUUACAUCCUGCACAGCCUUAGCUUCUAUAUGAGGGUGAGUCUUGCUCAGGAUUGGGACAAUGCACUUCACAACUACACAAGAUUGCAAUGUCAAAGUCAGGCAUCAUUGCCAAUUCCGCUUGAGGAUGUUCCAAACUGGCGAUUCGAUUUCCCUAGACUACGACACAUGAUUGAUGAAUGGCCUACCGGUGGUCGUACGGAUAUGGUUCUUUUGAACACGACAUUUCAACUCAUGGAUGACUUUCCUCCACGUCGCUCCAAGCUUGGUAUUGAUCUCGAGCUUGAUUUCCGGAUCCAAGACAAGGAGCCCUUCAUGGGCUUUUCCAUGUCCACAAACCUGACGGAUUGGACAUGCACAACACAUCUGUAUGCCGGUGGCAAGUUGAUUCAAGAGCGAGCACAUGAAGCUUGCCGACUUUCCGAAGACGGCAAGAUCAAACCAUUCUUCCUUUCCAAAUGGUGGGCAUCACAAUUCACGUCGCUCACAGAAGCCAGGAAGCGUGCCAUGGAAUCCAAGGAUCCAAAUGCCAUCAGCAUGAACAAUGUACAAGUCCAAAACUUCUUCCACAAGCUCUCCAUCAUGCAAGAGAUCUGGGCUGUGGAACCAUCACCUUCAGGUGGGAAGCCGAGCAAAGUGCGGGUGCUAAUAUUGUUGUGGAAAUUCGCCCUAACACCCGAUGGGUUUGUCGGCACUACAACAUGGCAAAACCUCAUACCGCCACCGGAAAGGUUCGCAACAAACAGUCCUUUCCCAACAGAUCCGGGCAUGGAGCUGCCUACACUAGCCCUGGACACAAUGAUGGAUGAUUCUCCCAGUCAGGGUUUCUUUGACAGAAACAAUCAAUUCCUAGGGCAGCCAAGCCUGUCAUACGAUUUGUGCCCAGGAGGGGAUGAGGGAGAUAGUCUGAUGUCAUAUAAGCCGGAAGAGCUGGGCACUUAUAGUCAGCUCAACCACGAGUCUAGUCAUCUCAUCUCAAACAAUGUGGACUCUCUUGGGCAGACCGAUGGCACCAAUGCUGAGCUUAAUUCAAUGGUUACAAACGACAACACCAACAACCAGGCUCCAAAUAUUGAAAUACUGCAUGCCCAACGAGAGCAGCAACAGGGGCAGCAUCAGGGAUCAGCAUCAUACCAGGAAUUUGAGCCGACGGAUCACAACAAGCGACUGACGUCUCAUGGUGAAUAUCCCUUGGCGAGAUUCGAUGUCAAAUGCCACCAAGCGCUCCAAGAGCAGCUUGGAACAAACGAUGAGAGGAAACGAAGGUCAGGUCAACCGACACUAUUAGGCGAACAGCACACUCUCUCCAACGAGGGUAGGCGGUCUCCUUUUGUCAAAAUGGAAACUGUGGCGGAAAAUUCCAUGUCGACCCAGGACUGGACCGGCAUUGACAGCCGAGACGAGGUUCUCCGAUCAGCCCUGCUCGCAGCCAGUGCAAUAGAGGAUCGCAGGAUGUCGUUACAAGCCGAAUCGUCAGGAGCUCCGCAGACACCGUUUCACGACCAGAAUCGAUAUGACCAAAUGCAGAAUAUGCCGCGUUGGACGUCACCGCUGGCAGUGAGGCCGAGUCUUGUCUCCCACCACAGUUUUCCCGGUGUCAUGAUGCCUGAGCAUAGCCAUGACAGCCACCGAACCUUUCCACUACUGACAGAGAGCCUUAGUACUACUGAAGCAGUUACAGUCGGGCAGCCAGAAAUGACAUCUUUGAUGCCCACCAAUGCCAUCGAGGUUCCACAUCAUGCUAAUGGUCAAGGCCGAUUUUCGAGAGCAAAGAGCGAGCCUGAACCCGAGUUACUCCUCGAUUUUGAGAUGGUAAAUUCACAACAGGAUGCUUACACCGAAACGAUGAUCGACACAAAUGCCAUGACCAGUCGGUUGGAGGCACCCGUCCAGCAUGACUGGGUCAACAUCAACGAUGACCAGUUCCACAUUUCCUCAGGAGGAUCUGCGGACAGUCAGAACUCACAACUUUUCUCGCAGAAUAGUGGUGAAAUGAUCUUUUCUCAGUCCCAGGGGCUGGGAGACAAGAUCGACUUGGAGGACAGUUUUGCACAGGUGCAGGUGGAAGAUGGAUCGGUAUAGACCAUGGAUUGUAUUAGGCGUCUGGCUGUGUAGACAUUACCUAGUAAGUUUGGCUUCAAGAUAGGUUUGUCGGAGUUGGAGUCGGGGAUAGUGGUGAAUAGUGUCAAGGUAUCUUACGGUGUUUGAUCAGUAACCAUCCCUAGCUGUCAGGAUCGUAUUGCAUUCCAUUCUUAUGGACUACUCUAGUAUCAUAGCGAGUUCCUUAAUGCGAG